Solanum dulcamara is the source of this 4467-nucleotide messenger RNA. Its product is annotated as DNA mismatch repair protein MSH6. Gene Ontology annotation, cellular component: nucleus. Gene Ontology annotation, biological process: mismatch repair. NCBI's taxonomy places the organism in Eukaryota, Viridiplantae, Streptophyta, Magnoliopsida, Solanales, Solanaceae. Bases 215 to 4144 code for a protein of 1309 amino acids. The record is from RefSeq and is a predicted model, not a curated record. The transcript has 21 exons. Gene Ontology annotation, molecular function: ATP binding; mismatched DNA binding; ATP-dependent DNA damage sensor activity.
CCUUAGCAUAGCCUUAUCAGAAAAACAAACAUAUGCACCCCAUUUGCACACUCUAAUGAACCACUAAAGAAUGGCUUAGAAGAGGAUUCCCGCCAACUGGGGCGCUCAACGUUCACUCUUCCCGCCAUUGGGAGAAGCAAUAUAUAUAUAUAGUAGUACAGUUAAUUAUUCUUCUCACUCAUUCCACUUACUCUCUCCAUUUACAGUACCACAAAUGGCCGCUUCUUCUCGCCGCUCCAGCAAUGGCAGAUCACCGCUAGUCAAUCAGCAGAGCCAAAUCACUGCUUUCUUCUCCAAAGCCCUGUCGUCUCCUUCUCCUUCACCUCUUCUCCCCAAACAAAUUCCAGAAAAAUCUAACCCUAACCCUAAUACUAAUACUAAUCCUAAAUCUAAACCUAAUACUAGUAUCAGUCCUUGUGCUAGUCCUACAACUCCUUCUCCUCUACAAGGAAAGCGGAAGAUUACUGUGCCCAUUUCAGCCGUUGUUGACCUUAAGACAUCAUAUGGACAAGAGGUAGUGGACAAAAGAGUUAAGGUUUACUGGCCAUUGGAUAAAAUCUGGUACGAAGGCUGUGUGAAGUCUUUUGACAGUGCUUCCGGUGAACAUUUGGUUAAGUAUGAUGAUGGUGAUGAGGAAAUGAUUGAUUUAGCUGAAGAAAAGAUUGAAUGGGUCAAGGCACCUGUGAGGAAGUUGAGGCGGUUGCGGAGAUCCUCCGGGGUGGAAGAUGAAGAGAAAGAGAAAUUGGAGGAUUUAGAGAGUGUUGAGGACGAUUCAGAUGAUGAAGAUUGGGGAAAGAAUGCUGCUAAAGAAGUUUCUGGAGGUGAGGAUGUUUCCGAGGAUAUGGAUUUGGAGAUUGAGGAAGAAGACGGUGAUGAUGUAGGACCUAAAAGUCAGAAAGCGAGUGGGAGCAAAGUGGUGGCGAGGAAGCGGAAGACUGAUGAAGGCGUGAAGUUAACUCCGAGUUCGAGCAAGAAGAGUAGGACAGUUGCAGAUAAGAGGAGUGCUAAUAGAAAAAUUGACUCUGCUGUGAUUGGAGUAAAUGGAAAAGAGCCUGUUGCGACCAAUGAGGAUAGUGCCAAGGUAUCCAACAAUAACAAUGUAUUGCUGUGUGGUGCGGCAGAUAGAUUUGGACAACGUGAAACACAGAAAUUCCCAUUCCUUGGGAAAGAUAGAAAGGAUGCAAAUAGGAGGUCCCCAGGGGGCGCCAAUUAUGAUCCAAGGACUCUCUACCUACCUCCUAAUUUUUUAAAAGGUUUAACUGGUGGUCAGAGACAAUGGUGGGAGUUCAAGUCGAAGCACAUGGAUAAAGUUCUUUUUUUUAAGAUGGGAAAAUUCUAUGAGCUUUAUGAGAUGGAUGCACAUAUUGGAGCCCAGGAACUUCAUCUGCAGUAUAUGAAGGGAGAGCAACCACAUUGUGGAUUUCCAGAAAAGAACUUCUCAAUGAAUGUAGAGAAGUUGGCUCGGAAGGGUUAUAGGGUUCUUGUGGUUGAGCAAACAGAGACACCUGAACAGCUUGAGAAUCGUCGAAGAGAGAUGGGAUCUAAAGAUAAGGUUGUCAGACGUGAAAUAUGUGCAGUUGUCACUAAAGGAACAUUAACUGAGGGAGAAAUGCUUGCUGCAAACCCUGAUGCUUCAUAUUUGAUGGCAGUGACUGAAAGCUCUCAAACUGCUGGAUUCCAACAGCAGAAGCGUACUUAUGGUGUCUGUAUGCUGGAUAUAACCACAAGCAGGAUUAUUAUUGGACAGUUUGAGGAUGAUUCAGAUUGUAGUGCUUUGUGUUGUCUACUUUCUGAGUUAAGACCGGUGGAAAUAAUAAAGCCAGCUAAACUGCUUAGUCAUGAGACUGAGAGAGUGCUGCUGCGGCACACACGAAAUCCGCUGGUGAAUGAGUUGGUUCCCCUUUCUGAAUUUUGGGAUGCUGAGAGAACAAUUUGUGAGGUGAAGGGGGUAUAUAGGAACCUGAGCUCUUCACUGCUGUCAUCAUCUCUAAAUGAAAUGGUAACACAUGAAAGCACUGCCUCUGAGGAAGAUGGUGAAAGAAACUUUCUACCAAAUGUUUUAUGUGAGCUUAUAAAUCUUGGUGGGAACGGGAGUUAUGCACUCUCAGCACUUGGAGGAGCUCUAUACUACUUGAAGCAAGCUUUUCUGGAUGAAUCCCUGCUCAAAUUUGCGAAAUUUGAGCUACUUCCCCUUUCUGGGUUUUGUGAUGGUACUCAAAAAUGGCAUAUGGUUCUUGAUGCAGCUGCACUGGAGAAUCUUGAGAUAUUUGAGAACAGUCGAAAUGGAGAUUCUUCAGGGACAUUAUACGCUCAAAUCAACCACUGUAUCACAGCAUUUGGGAAAAGGAUGCUCAGAUCAUGGCUUGCAAGACCCUUAUAUCAUCCAGAAUCCAUUAGAGAACGUCAGGAUGCUGUAGCUGGAUUAAAGGGGCUCAAUCUACCUUUUGUUCUUGAGUUUAGAAAGGAGUUAUCAAGGCUUCCUGAUAUGGAACGGUUGCUUGCACGCCUCUUCGGUAGCAGUGAAGCAAAUGGAAGAAAUGCAAAUAAAGUGACUUUAUAUGAGGAUGCAGCAAAGAAACAACUGCAAGAGUUCAUAUCAGCUUUACGUGGAUGUGAAUCAAUGGUGCAUGCAUGCUCUUCACUUGGGGCGAUCUUGGGAAACACAGAGUCAAAGUUGCUACAUCAUCUAUUAACACCCGGCAAAGGUCUUCCAGAUGUAGAUUUGGUUCUCAAGCAUUUCAAAGAUGCUUUUGAUUGGAUGGAAGCAAAUAACUCAGGUCGUAUUAUACCUCAUGAAGGGGUUGAUGAGGAAUAUGAUGCCGCAUGUGAACAAGUUCAGGAGGCUGAACUUAAAUUAUCCAAGCACUUGAAGGAACAAAGGAAACUGCUUGGAGACUUAUCAAUAGAUUAUGUGACUAUAGGAAAAGAUGCAUACCUUUUGGAAGUACCAGAAAGUUUGUGCAGGAGCAUUCCAAAGGAGUAUGAAUUACAGUCAUCGAAAAAGGGUUAUUUCAGGUACUGGAAUCCAGUCUUGAAGAAAUUAAUUGGAGAGCUCUCACAAGCUGAUUCAGAGAAGGAAUCUAAGCUAAAAAGCAUUUUGCGGAGGUUGAUAGGACGGUUUUGUGAACAUCAUAAUAAGUGGAGAGAAUUAGUUAGUAUUACCGCAGAAUUGGAUGUUUUAAUCAGUUUAUCAAUUGCAAGCGAUUAUUAUGAGGGACCAUCAUGUCGUCCAAACAUCAAGUCAGUGCCAAGUCAAGAUGACGUGCCAGUUCUUCUCGCUGAAAAUUUAGGACAUCCUGUUCUUAGGAGCGAUUCUCUAGAUAAGGGGACCUUUGUUUCCAACAAUGUUUCCCUUGGGGGUCCUCCAAAUGCCAGCUUCAUCCUUUUGACUGGUCCUAACAUGGGAGGGAAAUCAACUCUUUUGCGCCAAGUCUGCAUGGCUGUAAUUUUGGCCCAGGUAGGAGCUGAUGUACCAGCGUCAUCAUUUGACAUAUCACCUGUUGAUCGUAUAUUUGUAAGAAUGGGGGCCAAAGAUCAUAUUAUGGCAGGCCAGAGUACAUUCUUGACAGAACUCUUGGAAACUGCUUCAAUGCUGUCUUUGGCAAGCCGUAAUUCACUCGUCGCGCUUGAUGAACUUGGCCGCGGUACAUCUACUUCUGAUGGACAAGCAAUAGCUGAAUCAGUUCUGGAACACUUUGUCCACAAGGUGCAAUGUCGAGGAAUGUUUUCUACCCACUAUCAUCGGUUAUCUAUUGACUAUCAGAAAGACUCCAGGGUGUCGCUUUGCCAUAUGGCAUGCCAAAUUGGGAAAGGGUCCGGAGGUCUUGAGGAAGUUACUUUUCUUUACAGGUUGACACCAGGUGCAUGCCCUAAAAGUUAUGGUGUCAAUGUUGCACGGCUUGCUGGACUCCCUGAUGAUGUGCUUCAGAGAGCUGCUGCAAAAUCUGAAGAGCUUGAGAUUUAUGGACACACUAAGCAAUCUGAAGAAAACCCUUCUGAGAUUUUGAAAGGAAAGACAGCAACACUGCUCCAAAAUUUGAUAAAUUUGGUUGUACAUAAUAAAUGCGACGACAACAAGGGUGUGGUUCUUGGUGAGUUGAAUGGACUGCAGAACAGAGCAAGAAUACUCCUUGAACAAAAUUGAAAAAGCAAUCUUAAUGUACAGUGCCAAUAUGUGCAUUCUUACUCCCUAGAGUAUUUCUAGAGGACACUGCAACUAUUUUCAGUUUGCCAAUUUUGUAUAGAAACAUGUCAGCUCUUUGAUUAAGGUUGCUAUUAGAGUUUUACAAAAGAAAUGAUGUUACUGUGCUAAGUUUUUUUCCCUUUUUCACAACAUGAUCAAAGACAGUAAAUUGGCAUGAUGGAGGGUUGUUUCUAUCCAGUAUGUAGUUUCUUAUAAUAAACUACUCAAAACAACCUAGUUUGUUGGCAGUAUCUAACUGUUUUAGAAAGUUGGCUUAUUUUCCA